Messenger RNA from Vollenhovia emeryi, 4200 nucleotides. Its product is annotated as alpha/beta-gliadin clone PW1215-like. NCBI's taxonomy places the organism in Eukaryota, Metazoa, Arthropoda, Insecta, Hymenoptera, Formicidae. The record is from RefSeq and is a predicted model, not a curated record. The transcript has 4 exons. Bases 2217 to 3428 code for a protein of 403 amino acids.
AAGUACGCAGCCGCUUUGCAUUAUUUUUUUUUUCUUCCGGAUCGAAAGUCCUCGUUUCAAAAAAUAGAGAACAAUGUUGAACGCGUACGACCUGUCCAGGAGUCGCGCGUUUCUCUUCGCCGUGCGAUGUGGGCGAGAUGAAGUCGCGUGCGCCUAAUCGCGCUGGAUACGCAAACCAGAUACGCCAGCAAGAAAUUAUGCGACGAUACGAUUAACGGCGGUCGCCCGUUGUUUUGCGCUAUUUCGUUCUCGAACGCGUAUCCGUUCGAAUCCUCGAUCACCGCGCGAUGAAUCUCGUAGAGACUCGCACGCGUACGUACGUUUCACGAUAGCCAUCUCGUCGCGUCAGGAACUGGAACAGUGCGGCACGAUGUUCCGGAACCAAGUGUCGCGUGCAUUUAAUUGCGACGUGUUUGCGAAUUACUUUGCCUGGUAUAUUAAUUGGAUGACGAAUUUAUCUCGCCACGUCUUUCGCACUUCCGUUCUUCGCGUCUUUAUCGUAAGAAUUGAAUACUCUCUUACGAGGUUUUAUUAUAACUGAUCGCAACGCUGGAAAACGGGAAGUCGUUUGUUUUGUCGGAGGUACUGGUCCACUUCCGUCGAAAGGUAACAAGCGCGAGUAAGGGAAUGAUGAAUGUCGUGCACGUAAUUGCGCCGCUGGAUGUCGUAAAGAGGGUGACGAUUCGAAGUGCCGCUUAAUUACCGCGGUCACUGGCCGGGAGUGCGUUUCAUGACCCAAUUGUCAGCUACGGAUACGAGCAAUCAGACUUUUGCAAUCUUGCUGCAAGCUCGCGGAUCGAGAUUUCAUCAUGGAGAACAGCCUGUUCCAUUGAUUCCCUUCGCUGUCACUCCACGUACUCUCUUAGGAGAACUGAACCUACGACGAGACACGAGAGACAGGUAUUCGUAAGAAGACGACAGGUGCAGAAACGCAACGACAGCGAAUGCAUCGAUUGAAAUUAGACAUUUAUGUACGCGCUAUUUUUAGCCGAUUGUGAUAUCCCUCUUCUUUUCGCCGUGGUUCCCACUUAAACUGGAAAACAUACGUGGACCUCAAUAAUCAGCAUGCGUGUCGCGACUUGCACCUCGCGAAAUGUCGCUCGGUUUCCGCAUUCUGCGAGAUCUGCGGUCGAAUUUGUCGUACGUGUAAUUCUGGAGCGGCAUUUUGUCCCCGUUGACAGCCGGUCGCGGGCAUUUUCAAACGAGUCGAAGCUGAUUUUUUUCGAAUAGUCGCGUCGGGCGUGUCCAGACGAUUAAUGUCUACCUCGCUUUCUACCGCGUAGCGUUCGCAGCCCGGGCGCAUUCAAUCGCCUCACAGUCACGAGUCGACUUACGGCUUACAUUUUUCUUCCUUUUUCUUCCACCUGCCUUUUUGUCUCGCGGCCGCGUUCCUAACGACUCGAGUGCGUCCCGCGAUCGCGAAUGUUAACCGGCAACGUGCUCACCUUUUCCCCGAUUACCGUGAUUAAAGAUUCAUGCGCUCGCAAACUUUCCCUUCCAGCUUCCCGGUGCUGGUUGCACGAUACGCUUCCAUAUAUGCAAUAUAGUACAUACCGUAAGACAGAUUCAGGUUUAGUGCCACGCGCAUUAGAUAAUGAUCUUUGAUCGUCUGGUCUUGCGAAAUCGAAAGCACUUAACAUCGAAAGCGAAGUUGAAUGUAAUAAUGUUACAUUCCAAGUUUAUUUUUUUUACAAUUAUCAGGAAGAACGACUUAAUAAUAAUCAAUGCAAUUUCACUAUUAACAGAUAUAAAUUUAAAAAGCGACGUUGUUAGUUGAGAUAAAACGAAGAAUAUAGGCAAUGCGAGCCGUCGCCAGAUCGAUGGUGAUUAAUUGUAUACAAAAGUCUUGGUCACAUUUGUAGACCGAAACGUUCAACGUUAUCUAUUUUCCAAUAUCUUUUUUAUACCAAUUUUUUUAUACCAAUUGUCUAUAUUCUUCGUUUUAUCUCAACUACCAGCAUCGUUUUUAAAUUUAUAUUCAUUGGAGCCUUAUUUAUAUUAUUGAUUUUAGUGUUAAGUUAUUACAAAAGUAAUACAAUUAUGUAAAGAUUAUCAACGUGUAAUUGGUGAAUAAUUUUAUUUCUUUCUCCCUAUAAUCCGCUUUCUCUUUUAUUAUCAAUGCCUGAGUCAUUUCUGAUGGCUAAAUCAUAAUAUACUUUGUAUCACGCCAUAUUGUAUGAAAUUCUGUUAUUUUCUUCUUGUAGGUUUUACUGUUGAUGGCACUUCCCAUGUGCCUGGCUGAAUUUUCAAUACAGGGGCCUAGCGACGGACACCGACGUGCUCAAGGUCUGAAGUUUAGCGAGGAGAAAGGAAUCGAAUACACAGACGCAAGUGAGGGAGGGGGACAGGGAGACUUUACCAUUCAAGGCGCGACCGACGGCAAUAGCAACUUCCAGAUCCAAGGUGCCACGGACGGGCACUCGAAUUUUCAAAUUCAAGGGCCGUCGGAUGGUGGAGCGUCCACCUACAAUGUGCAAGGGCCGAUCGAUCGAUACGGUCAGUCCACAAUCCAGGGGGCCUACGAUGCUAAUCAAGUUAACGGAAAAGCGCUCCAGUACGACGACCCCAGCGGUUACAGGGUAAACUGGAGGUCGUACGAUCGUCAAACGCGUCCGCAAGCUCAGGAGGAGCCGCAGCAGUACACGGCGCAAGCCGCGGCGCCGGUCUCGCGAGCGCACCGGCAGCGAGCGCAUCACGCGCGAGCCCAAGCGCAACCGCAACCGCAGCAACAGCAACCACCGGAACCGAGUCCGAAUUACAGGCCUUACGCUAACGCGCCGCCGCAGAUCCAGCAACUGCUCCAGUUCCAACAGCAAAUUCCGUACAUCAAUAUAAUUCCGGAACCGUACAGAUUCGACGAAGAGGCCGCGAUACGGGCUCAGUCCGAGCAGGUCCGGGACCACCUCCGAAAGUUGGCUCAAGAGGCGGCGGCUGCCCCUAUAACCGAGUACGCAUCCGCUGCACCUCAGCCCGCACCUCAGCACGCACCUCAGCCCGCACCUCGUCAAAAGUCGCGCGGUCACUCCAGGAGCAAACGUCAGGCUCAUCAACAAUCGUAUCAGCCACCGGCAGAGCCGCAGCCUCAAUACUCGCGCAAUCUGCCGGCUCACUUGCGCGAACUGCUGAAAUUCCAGGCGCAAACGCCGUACAAUAUCUUUGCCAACCAGGUCGCGUACCGUGGUGCGGAGAAGCCGUAUGUGCCGCAGCCCGUGAACCAGCACCAGCAGCAGCAGCUGCUGCAGCAGCAGCAGCAGCAGCAGCAACCGUUACAGCAAGCGCAAUACCAAGGUCAGGGUGGCGCCUACGACGGUCAGGCCAGCGCGUACACGCAGGCUCUCGUACAACCCGCAUAUAACCAGAACCAGCAAUAUCAGCAACUCGGCUAUAAUCAGGCUGGCGUAAGACCCGUCACUGAGAAUCAGAACUGAUCGCUUUGACGAGGCGCCUACGUUGCUAUGCCUCUCGUUUGCUUCGAUCGGUAGAACGAGUCUUCCCGGACUGAAUUCUAUUCUAUAAUGUGAUAAAUUACAUCCGAGUUUUUCAAAUACAUAAUUAGAUAAAAAAUCAAUUUACUAUUAGACGAAGGUGUAGGAGCAAGCAUUGCUUUUAGCUUGAGAAUUUACUCGAUAGGUUUAUGAGGAUUACAAUCAAAAGGAAAUUACAUGGUUUGGAAUCUUCUCAAUUCUUUUUUGGUCCUGCUGCAGUAAAAGGGAAAAAUGCCCUAUUUAAUGCAAUGUUUUGUAAAGUAAUAGAUAUCUGUGUUUGAAAGAUAAUACACGCGGUAUAAAUAUUUUAGUUUUCCCAUAGAAUACAUAUAUCUAUUUUUUACUUUUUAAGUUUCUGAAAUUUGGGUUUUUAUAUCGAAGUCUUCUGCGAUUUUACCCAGCAGAUAAUUUUUUGUGAACGAGUUCUCCGUCGUUCUUAACACUUUACGGAAUCUGCAUGCGAGGAAGAAGUGUAUUCCUAAAGAUUUCUCGGGGUUUCGAUCACACAAGAGCGAGAUUGAGAUUUUUCACAGUUUUUAUACGACAAAAAGAGAAAUAAAGUCGAACGUCCUACUCGCGACAAUACAUCAACGCACUAAUAUAUUCAGAUGAAUAUUGAUACCUGCUUGAAAUAAAAAUAAUUUAAUAUAAGUUUAACUGUAUUAUAGUUUUUUUAUAUCCACAUUUACGCGCGAAUAAAAUAUUUACAACUCUA